UAGUCAACGCGAUUAAUGACCGCGUACCGUCGGACAAAAAAUGUCGUCGUUAAUAGAGCCGGGCUUGUUAACGCUACCGAAUUAACGACGGCCGCUAUCGCGCGAUUGCAACACCUCCGAUAUACCUACCUCCGCGGGGCGGGCCGGCUCGCGAUCGAUAUCGAGCGGCUGGCUGCAGGGCGUCUCGCUCCCACACCGGGUCUGUAUCGCAACGGACAGGGAGGAGGCACGCCCCUCGGGCCCCGGCGCCGCCCCCUGCCGCCCGGCCGCCCGGCGCGCCGCGCUCCGCGACCAGUGUGCCGCGCGCGUGCGUCCCGAGAGCGCGCCGUGCCAUGCGCCGCCCGUAGCCUAACCGCCACCAUGCUCGUGCCUCCCGAGAUGAUGGCGGCCCAGUCCAAGCUCGUCUACCAGAUGAAUAAGUACUACAACGAGCGGGUCGCCAACCGCAAGGCGCAGAUCGCCAAGACGAUCCACGAGGUGUGCCGCAUCGUGCAGGAUGUCCUCAAAGAGGUGGAGCUGCAGGAGCCGCGCUUCAUCUCUUCUCUCACCGACUACAAUGGCCGCUUCGAUGGCCUCGAGGUCGUCUCGCCGCACGAGUUCGAGAUCGUCAUCUACCUCAACCAGAUGGGUGUGCUCAACUUCGUGGACGACGGCUCUCUGCCAGGCUGCGCCGUGCUUAAAUUGAGCGACGGCCGCAAGCGCUCUAUGUCGCUGUGGGUGGAGUUCAUCACCGCCUCAGGCUACCUAUCUGCGCGCAAGAUCCGCUCACGUUUCCAGACGCUGGUGGCGCAGGCGUGCGACAAGUGCUCGUACCGUGACUGCGUCAAGAUGAUCGCCGAGACGACCGAGGUGAAGUUGCGUAUUCGCGAGCGAUACAUCGUGCAGAUAACGCCGGCCUUCAAGUGCGCAGGGCUUUGGCCACGUUCAGCGGCACACUGGCCGCUGCCUGCCAUUCCGUGGCCACACCCGAAUAUCGUGGCCGAGGUCAAGACUGAGGGCUUCGACCUGCUGUCCAAGGAGUGCCUUGCGCUGCAGGGCAAGAACUCCGCUAUGGAGGGAGACGCGUGGGUACUGAGCUUCUUUGAGGCGGAGAACCGGUUGCUGCAGGGCGGCUGCCGGCGCAAGUGCCUCAGCGUACUCAAGACAAUUCGCGAUCGGCACCUCGAUUUGCCCGGCAACCCUGUCACCUGCUACCACAUGAAGACGCUGCUGCUGUACGAGUGCGAGAAGCAUCCGCGCGAGCACGAGUGGGAUGAGGGCGCGCUGGGUGAUCGCAUCAACGGCAUCUUCUUGCAACUGAUUUCAUCGCUGCAGUGCCGCCGUUGCCCGCACUACUUUCUGCCGCAUGUUGACCUCUUCAAGGGCAAGUCGCCGACGGCGCUCGAGAACGCCGCGAAGCAGGUGUGGCGGCUAACGCGUGAGAUGCUCACAAACUCCAGAGCGUUUGAGAAGCUGUGAGCGCUCUAUUCCUACAAUUAGUCCUAAGUGGAGUGAGUGAACUAGUGAUUACCGAGUAUGUUAUUUGUUCUCGAGUCAUUUAUUUAGUGUUUGCGCGGUGCGGUAGUGCGGUAUUGCGGUAGAGUGGUAGUGCGAUAGUGCGGUAGUGCGGCCGGCGAGUGCGGUUGCCCGGACUGACUGUAAGUACAGUGUUACUACCCGACUGGUACUUGCACUUUGCAUAUUAUUUGUGAUAUAAUGUAAAUAAUUUACUUGUACAAUUUUAGUGAUAUUUAAUUAUUUGAAAAUAUUAAAAAGUAUGGUGUAUUUAUUUGACUGAGACAUUUUAAAGUAGGCUUACGUACUGAUAUUACAAUAAACAGAUUUAAAAUUA
This is a messenger RNA of Papilio polytes (common Mormon), 1831 nucleotides long. It is a transcript of the gene mab-21, whose product is annotated as protein mab-21. The record is from RefSeq and is a predicted model, not a curated record. The transcript has a single exon. Lineage: Eukaryota; Metazoa; Arthropoda; Insecta; Lepidoptera; Papilionidae. Bases 16 to 1458 code for a protein of 480 amino acids.